AUGAUUAAUAUCUACAAAAGGAUAAAUGAUGAUGAAUAUAGUCGAGAACGCAUUAUCAUCUUCAUCUCACUAAUAUUUGGGUUACUUACCUGUAAUGAUAGUAGUGAUGUUAGAGCAUUAUCACUGUCAUCUCAGGUAUAUUUGGGUUACUUACCUGUAAUGAUAGUAGUGAUGUUAGAGCAUUAUCACUGUCAUCUCAGGUAUAUUUGGAUUACUUACCUAUGUGGCGAUGUUACGUCGGAAUACUGCAUGCAAUAUAUUGCUCUGUCGGAUAAUUCCUGGUAUUUUAUGUGUUUAACCCGUGUUGACACUAUUCGUGUGUAUAUGUUUGUGUACUUUAUUAUUGAGGAAGCUAUUGAGGCGACGGUCUGA
Molecule: messenger RNA, 372 nt
Organism: Brugia pahangi
Lineage: Eukaryota; Metazoa; Nematoda; Chromadorea; Rhabditida; Onchocercidae
Source: the annotation of a GenBank genome assembly